Neltuma alba is the source of this 1436-nucleotide messenger RNA. RefSeq lists its product as uncharacterized. The record is from RefSeq and is a predicted model, not a curated record. Lineage: Eukaryota; Viridiplantae; Streptophyta; Magnoliopsida; Fabales; Fabaceae. Gene Ontology annotation, cellular component: kinetochore; Mis6-Sim4 complex. The transcript has 12 exons. Bases 43 to 1068 code for a protein of 341 amino acids.
CAGCUUAUGGCAUUCUCUCUUCUUCGCUGAGAACGCAGAGUAAUGGAGAGCGACGUCGAAGAAUCUCUGAGGAAGAAACCGAGAAAAUACCCUUUUCCCGGCGAUUCCACGCGCAAGAAUUUUGUGCAAGAUGAUGACAUUCAAUUGGAGACUACACGGGCUAGAUUUGCAAGUUUGCUUAAAAGGCAUGGAGAAUUGACAGAACGUCUUUCUAGGGACUCUGAUAAGAUGAUGUAUGAGCGUCUACAGAAAGAGUUUGAAGCUGCACGAGCUUCUCAAACUGAAGAGGUAAGCUUAGAUGGAGAACAGUGGAAUGAUGGUCUGUUAGCAACGAUAAGAGAGCGGGUGCAUAUGGAGGCAGAUAGAAAGGCAAUGCCUGGAGAUGCUAACAUAUUGGAAUGCCCUCAGGAAAAAAUUACUUACAAAAUUGGAAACAAGGUAAUUUGCUGUUUGGAAGGGGCUAGGAUUGGUAUACAAUAUGAGACAUCUUUUGCUGGAGAACCAUGUGAGUUGUACCAUUGUGUGCUUGAAAGCAAGUCAUUUCUUGAAAAGAUGACUGUUCUUGAACACACGGUUCCAUUUUUUCUGCCCAUACGUGAAGCUGAAAACGAUCUGCUUUCAUCUAAUGCAAUGACAUUCAUAGAUCAUGUCGGAGAUCUUCUGCAAGCAUAUGUAGAUAGACGGGAACAGGUACGACUUAUAAAGGAACUUUAUGGAAAUCAAAUUGGAGAACUGUAUCAUAGCCUUCCUUACAACAUGAUUGAAUUUGUACUGGAGGAUUUUGAUUGCAAGGUAACUGUCAGCCUUAGAUAUGCGGAUCUCAUUUCUGUGCUUCCAACUCGAAUCAGAGUGCUAGCAUGGCCAAUGCACCAAUCCAAGAAAAAUACUCCUGCUACGGCGACUUUGAACAGGAAGGAAGAUGGACUACUGGGAACUAAUCCGCCCAUUCGCCUAACCUAUGCAGAAGAUGCCCUACGAACCAUGAGUUUACCAGAAGCAUACGCAGAGAUUGUGUUGAAUCUACCACAUGCGCUUCAGCAGAUGUUUAACCAAAGAGCGAAUUCCUAAAGCUAUGCUUCCAGUCUGGAUCUGUGCAAACCUUUGGUGGGGAUAGGUGUUCAAGUAGCAGAAAAAUACUCUUACAGGCUCCAGUUAUUACUUGGUCAAAGUGGAUUUGAACAGAGCUGAUUUUUAUGUAAUUUUUGCAUGCGCCCCAUGUGAUUUCUCAAUACCUAUUGUGGUUUGUUGGAUUGCUAGUUCGGUAGGCUAUUGGAGACAUAUUCUCCACUACAACAAAACUCAUACACUAGCAUGUAAUUAGAAUGAAGCAUUUUCUCAAUUAUAGUUUUUCUUUCAUAGUUUCCGUUCAUUGCACAAUAAGGCAUGAGGUUAUUUUGGAGUUUUCAACUAGGGAAUGGAGGUGGCUUUUCAUGUGA